AUGUUUGGCCCUCGCGCAGUCCGCACGGCGAGGUCUGCGACCUCGCUGCUGCGCCCCUUCAGUUCAUCGGCCGUGGCGUACCGUUCCCCCUCAAUCCGAGAUGUCACCCCCCAGUCAACUGAGGAGUUCCUCAGACGACAGAAGGAGUUCCGCGAGAACCUGGAACAGGCUCGCCUGAGAAAAGAACAGCAAGAUAGUCAGUCUGGCAAUUCUUCCGCCUCCUCUACCCUUCCCCGUGAGUACGCUCCCACUGCUCCGAAAGUGAGCAAUGCGAGCAGUAGUGAUUAUAUUCGUCCUUUCGAUGCUGCUACGCCGCUUGACCAUGAGGCACUGGGCUCACUGUCGAUGCACCGAUAUUUAGGGGAAGACCAACAACACGAAGCUGCAGCCAAACGUGGCUCUUUCUCGUCGCUCAUCUACGGCACCAAGGAGGGCCAGCACUUCGACAAGGACAUGGAGCGCUCGUUCUCGCAGGUCCUCGCUCGCGGUAAAUAUGUUCACUCCAUCGUCAUGCACGACGUCAAGCCCGACAAAGUCGACGAGUAUGUAGACCUGGUGGGCCAGUGGUACCCCCGUAUGGCCGGCACCGAAGAGAACCGCGUCAACCUGGUCGGCAGCUGGCGCACGCAAGUGGGCGACAAUGACACUUUUGUUCACAUCUGGGAAUACCAGCGCUACGAAGGCUACCAUGCCUCCCUUCACAACAUUUCGGAACACCCAGAAUUCCGCGAGUUCGACCGCAAGCUCAAGAGCUUGAUCAAGAGCAAGAAGACCUCGCUCAUGCAGGAGUUCUCCUUCUGGCCCACAACCCCACCCCGCCGCCUUGGUGGUCUGUUUGAGCUUCGAUCAUACACACUGCACCCAGGAAACCUCUUGGAGUGGGAGACACACUGGCGUCGUGGCUUGACCGCCCGCCGUGAAGUGAUGGAGGGUGUGGGUGCCUGGUUCGUGCAGAUUGGCGAGCUGAACACUGUGCACCAUCUUUGGCAAUUUGCCAACCUUGAGGAGCGCAAAAUCCGCCGCGAGGAGUCGUGGGGCGUGGAGGGCUGGGCGGAAACAGUCCACAAGACUGUUCCUCUGAUCCAGACCAUGCAGAGCCGGAUUCUUGUCCCUAUGCCUUGGAGCCCCGUUGGCUAA
Molecule: messenger RNA, 1137 nt
Organism: Penicillium brevicompactum
Lineage: Eukaryota; Fungi; Ascomycota; Eurotiomycetes; Eurotiales; Aspergillaceae
Product: NIPSNAP family protein
Exons: 2
Coding region: 1-1137 (378 amino acids)
Cellular component (GO): mitochondrion
Source: RefSeq, a predicted model, not a curated record